This is a messenger RNA of Coregonus sp. 'balchen', 20507 nucleotides long. NCBI's taxonomy places the organism in Eukaryota, Metazoa, Chordata, Actinopteri, Salmoniformes, Salmonidae. The record is from the annotation of a GenBank genome assembly.
AUGAGCACAGGUUUAAUUAAAAAGUAAAUACAAAGCUCAACAAAAGAUGUAUUUGCUUACAGCGUUUAGCGUUAGCCCAAUAGACUUGUCCCAGGGUUUGCGUCUGACCCAUUAUCGCUAACCAGAGGCGAGGACUGCUAAUACUCUCCCUCCUAACCCACUUGAGGUUGCUCGCUGAACGAUUGCACAAGCAAUGCUCAGCUUAUGUUGUCUUCAUUUAAUAUCGACUCUAAAUUAUGAAGCUGCCCAUCGCUCCCGGCGGAGACACUUAGAGCAUUAGGCCCCACCGUUAGAAAACAUUUAGUGAUAGCAUAGCCCUUUCUCCUCAGAGAGGGGAAGGGAAAUGGAAGACAGGAGGGGGCUGUGUAGGGCAGCUACAGCUCAGUGGGGGUGUAUUAGGGCUCCAGAGGGACAAAGCAGACCUCACAAUAAGCAAUCACAGGCAAUUUAUGAAAUAGCAUCGUGCUACAUAGGUAAGGACCCAGAUUGAGAGAAGGAACCAUCUAGAUUUCCACACCAAUUCAGUGUCUCAGAGGAUAUAUAAAUGUGCCAGCACCCAGUUUGGUGUGUAAUGUACAGUAUAUGCAUUAAGUGCUCGCUUUCAAUGCACGCCAACUUUAUGUCCUGUCUCCAAUGGCAAUGUGAAUUCAGGGGCCACACACAUUGAGCCAAAGCUCUCUUUCUCACUCCCUCCCCCCCUCUAUCUCCCCUCUCGCUCUCUCUCUAUCCCCCUCUCUCUAUCCCCCCCUCUCUCUCUCUGUGGCCUUUUUCCAGGUAUGAUUUUGUGGAGAUCGAGGAGCCAUCUGAGAACACCAUCCUGGGCCGCUGGUGCGGGUCCCAGGUACCCGCCAGCCACACAUCCAAAGGCGGUCAGAUCCGGGUGAGAUUUAUCUCAGAUGAGUACUUCCCCUCCGAGCCCGGCUUCAGCAUUCACUACUCCCUGCUCCCCAUGGUAAGCCACCUUUCCUCUGAGCACACAAACAACACAAAAACACUCCCUUACGUAAUUACCUAUUAUGUUGUUCUGUAUGUGCAAACCUCUCUCGACGUAUUUGUUUUGACCAGUGUUUAUAGCUAAGUGCUGUUGUAAUAGAAGUCGUGACUGUAUGGACAUUUGAUGCACCUGUGAUCCAAUCAGACAAGGUUUUGAUAAGAGGCAAUGUGCUGGAGUGUUAAUAGAGUUGGGUGAGCUUGAGAUUGCGCUCAGCCCAGACGGUGUCUAGGCUCUCAGGCACAGCAUAGCCUGCUGACUCUGGUUGGAUUCAUUCCACGUCUAAUUAUUCUCCUUCGACUGAUGAAGAAUGGCGCUACGCCCUCCGAUUUAACCAUCAAACAGGCAAAGCGUCAAUACAGGACCCAAAUCGAAUCCUACUACACCAGCUCUGAUGCUCGUCGGAUGUGGCGAGGCUUGCAAACUAACACGGAUUACAAAGGAAAACCCAGCCUCGAGCUGCCCAGUGACGCGAGCCUACCAGACGAGCUAAGUACCUUCUAUGCUCGCUUCGAGGAAAAACAACACUGAACCAUGCAUGAGAGCACCAACUGUUCAGGACAACUAUGUGAUCACGCUCUCCGUAGACAAUGUGAGCAAGACCUUUAAACAGGUUAACAUUCACAAGACAGAUUACCAGGAUGCGUACUCCGAGCAGGAGCUGACCAGCUGGCAAAUUGUCUUCACUGAUAUUUUCAACCUCUCCCUGACCCAGUCUGUAAUACUACCGUAGUCACUGUGCCCAAGGAGGCCAAGGUAGCCUGUCUAAAUUACUAUCACUAAAUAGCACUCACCUCUAUAGCCAUGAAAUGCUUUGAAAGGCUGGUCAUGGCUCACAUCAACACCAUCAUCCCAGACACCCUGGACCCACUCCAAUUUGCAUACCGCCCCAACAGAUCCACAGAUGACACAAUCUCUAUUGCACUCCACACUGCUGUUCAUUGACUACAGCUCAGCGUUCAACACCAUAGUGCCCUCCAAGCUCAUCACUAAGCUAAGGACCCUGGGAUAAAACACCUCCCUCUGCAACUGGAUCCUGGACUUCCUGACGGGCCGCCCCCAGGUGGUGAGGGUAGGCAACAUCACAUCCGCCACGCUGACCCUCAACAUGGGGGUCCCUCAGGGGUGUGUGCUUAGGUCCCUCCUGUACUCCCUAUUCACCCACAACUGCGUGGCCACGCACAACUCCAACUCCAUAAUUAAGUUUGGUGACGACAGUACGAUGAUGAGACAGCCUAUAGGGAGGAGGACAGAGACAUGGCAGUGUGGUGCUAGGAAAAACAAACCUCUCCCUCAGCGUCAGCAAGACAAAGGAGCUGAUCGUUGACUACAGGAAACGGAGGGCCGAACAAGCCCCUAUUCACAUCGACAGGGCUUUAGUGGACCGGGUCGAGAGCUUCAAGUUCCUCUGUGUCCACAUCACUAAGGAUCUAUCAUGGUCCAAACACACCAACACAGUAUGAAGAGGGCACGACAACAGAUUUGGCAUGGGCCUCAGAUCCUCAAAAAGUUAUACAGCUGCACCAUUGAGAGCAUCUUGACUGGCUGCAUCACCGCUUGGUAUAGAAACUGCUUGGCAUCCGACCGCAAGGCGCUACAGAGGGAAGUGCGUACGGCCCAGUACAUCACUGGGGCCGAGCUCCCUGCCAUCCAGGACCUCUAUACCAUGCGGUUUCAGAGGAAGUCCUUCAAAAUUGUCAAAGACUCCAGCCACCCAAGUCAUAGACUGUUCUCUCUGCUACCGCACAGCAAGUGGUACUGGAGCACCAAGUCUGGGACCAUAAGACUGCUGAACAGUUAAUCAAAUGGCUACAGGGACUAUUUGCAUUGAGCCCUUUAUUAUUUUAUGUUAAUUUAUUUGCACUGACAUUUUUUUUCUUUUCUUCUAUAUAUAUAUAUAUAUAUAUAUAUAUUUUUUUUUUAGGGGGUAGAUCAGCUUUAAUAUUGCAGAUAGGUUGUAACUUCCAUCAAUGUAAUUGUUUGCAUCCCUUCCAAUCCCCCAUAUGUUUUUUUUCUUCUCGCAAAUAGAUAUAUACUUACAUUCUUGCACUUUUACUCUGCUUUGUUGGGAAAGGGCUUGUAAGUAAGCAUUUCACAGUAAACUCUACACCUGUUGAAUUCGGUGCAUGUGACAAAUACAAUUUGAUUUGAUAUAACAAAUUGAUUAAGAGAUGGAAGAGGCCAACUAUUAGCUCUGGGCUUGUGUCUGAAAUAACAGGUUUUUACAUGGCUCUCUCAUUCUGUCUCUCUUUUUCUCAGUUUCUUCCAUCCUUUCUCUCACGAUUCAGUCAGGCUCUAUUGGCAGGAUGUGUGUGAAUAGUCCCAAUUUAGAUCAUGCAAGAUCACAUUACCCUGUCUGUCUGUUUACAUCCUACACACACACAGGCAUCCUAUUCGCCUCUCCUCUUUCUCUCUCUAAACCCUCUCUCACCUUUUUACCCUUUCCUGACCCCCCCCCCUCUCUCCCCUUCUCCCCAACCUCCCCCUCCCCUCCUUCUCUCUCCUUCUCUCUCCUCAUCCCAGACCACACACAUAGAGGCCCCUUCAUACCCACACAUUUCACUUACAAAGACCCAGAGAUAAACUGAAGUGAAGACUGCCAUGUUUUAACCUGUCAUGUUGCAGUUGUGUGCGCCUCACUCUAAGUAAACAGCUCUUCCCUUCAUUAAUCCGUAAUGGCCUGCAGCACAGAGAAAUCAUUUAUGUUCCUGACAAGCACAAAUGGGAAAAGGAGGUCAGCGACGGUGCUUCUUUAUGUCUGUUUUACCUUUUCCCUUUUUUCGGAGAACGAGACAGUUUAUUUUUUAUUUCAUUCGCUUUCGCAGUUUUCUUUUGGUUUAUAAUUACCACAUUCUUUCACUUGGUUAUAUUGACUCUGCUCUCUUUGGUAGAUGAGCUGACACUUCCAUGUGUUUCUUUAUACAAAUGCAUUUACUGUACUUUCUGACUCUUUUCAGGUUUCUGAUACUUUUUCAGAAUCUCAAUACAGCUGCCUAACAUGUUGUCCUUCUUCUAUUAAUGUGAGCCAUGACUCUCUUUUCACCCAAAAUUCUACUUAAAAUGUGCCAUAUACUUUCAUACCAUAAAGGUGAUCUAAUGUGGAGCUGAGUCCUUAUUCUACACCGUAUAGUGUAUACAACCAGCUUUAUUCAUUAGAUGAAAUCUGCAGGCCUCAAUGCUAAACUGAAGGGACCCACCCACACAUACAUACACAUAAACAAAGGCCUGACCUGACCUUAAUACUAAGUGCCUUUCAUGCAAUUUGCCCUAAACAUUAUAAUAAUUGACAUUCAUUUGGUUGUGUAAUUACUUGUAACCCAUUUUCUGCAGUAGGAGACAGCACAGAGGAAGCAGUUUGUGUUCAUUAAGCUUUAAUGAUAUCUGUCAAGACUAAUAGUAUGCUGGGCCGAUCAUAGUUAACCCUACGUUUGCACAUACGCUCUUAGAAAAAAGGGUUCCAAAAGGGUUAUUCGGCUGUCACCAUAAGAGAGUCCUUUUUUGUUCAAGGAUGAACCCUUUUAGGUUCUAGAUAGCACCUUUUUUCCCAAGAGUGUAGAGGCCUGUGUGAAUGUGACUAAAACUGAUGUCACCAACUUCAGCCAUGUUCCAGUUUAAAGGUGAUCCAUUUGGAUUGUUCAAUGACCCAAAGUGUCAUUAGAUUAUAACUUUUCAGAAGUCAUGCAGAUCUAGACAAAAAACAUCCUAUCCAGUGACUUGAGACCCUUUGCUAGCCAUGCUCCCUCCCUUGACCAAAUAUCAAAUCAAAUCAAAUCAAAUUGUAUUUGCCACAUGCGCCAAAUACAACAGGUGUAGACAUUAGUGAAAUGCUUACUUACAAGCCCUUAACCAACAAUGCAGUUUUUAAGAAAAUACAAAAGUAAAGAGCAGCAGUAAAAUAAAAUAACAGUAGGGAGGCUAUAUACAGGCGGUACCGGUACAGAGUCAAUGUGCGGGGGAACCGGUUAGUCGAGCUAAUUGAGAUAAUAUGUACAUGUGGGUAGAGUUAAAGUGACUAUGCAUAAAUAAUAAUCAGAGUAGCAGCAGCAUAAAAGAGGGGGUUGGGGUUGGGGGCAAUGCAAAUAGUCCGGGUAGCCAUGAUUAGCUGUUCAGGAGUCUUAUGGCUUGGGGGUAGAAGCUGUUAAGAAGCCUUUUGGACCUAGACUUGGCGCUCCGGUACCGCUUGCCGUGCGGUAGCAGAGAGAACAUUCUAUGACUAGGGUGGCUGGAGUCUUUGAUAAUUGUUAGGGCCUUCCUCUGACACCGCCUGGUCCUGGAUGGCGGGAAGCUUGGCCCCAGUGAUGUACUGGGCCGUACGCACUACCCUCUGUAGUGCCUUGCGGUCGGAGGCCGAGCAGUUGCCAUACCAGGCGGUGAUGCAACCAGUCAGGAUGCUCUUGAUUGGUGCAGCUGUAGAACUUUUUGAGGAUCUGAGGACCCAUGCCAAAUCUUUUCAGUCUCCUGAGGGGGAAUAGGCUUUGUCGUGCCCUCUUCACGACUGUCUUGGUGUGUUUGGACCAUGAUAGUUUGUUGAUGAUGUGGACACCAAGGAACUUGAAGCUCUCAACCUGUUCCACUACAGCCCCAUCGACGAGAAUGGGGGCGUGCUCAGUCCUCUUUUUUUUCCUGUAGUCCACAAUCAUCUCCUUUGUCUUGAUCACAUUGAGGGAGAGGUUGUUAUCCUGGCACCACACGGCCAGGUCUCUGACCUCCUCCCAAUAGGCUGUCUCAUCGUUGUCUGUGAUCAGGCCUACCACUGUUGUGUCGUCGGCAAACUUAAUGAUGGUGUUGGAGUCGUGCCUGGCCAUGCAGUCAUGUGUGAACAGGGAGUACAGGGGGGGACUGAGCACGCACCCCUGAGGGGCCCCCGUGUUGAGGUUCAGCGUGGGAAAGGGCAGUGUGGAGUGCAAUAGAGAUUUGCAUCAUCUAUGGAUCUGUUGGGGCGGUAUGCAAAUUUGAGUGGGUCUAGGGUUUCUGGGAUAAUGGUGUUGAUGUGAGCCAUGACCAGCCUUUCAAAUCACUUCAUGGCUACAGACGUGAGUGCUAUGGGUCGGUAGUAAUUUAGGCAGGUUAUCUUAGUGUUCUUGGGCACAGGGACUAUGGUAGUCUGCUUUAAACAUGUUGGUAUUACAGACUCAGUCAGGGACAUGUUGAAAAUGUCAGUGAAGACACUUGCCAGUUGGUCAGCGAAUGCUCGGAGUACACGUCCUGGUAAUCCGUCUGGCCCUGCGGCCUUGUGAAUGUUGACCUGCUUAAAAGUCUUACUCACAUGGGCUAUGGAGAGUGUGAUCACAUAGUCAUCCAGAACAGCUGAUGCUCUCAUGCAUGCUUCAGUGUUGCUUGCCUCGAAGCGAGCAUAGAAGUGAUUUAGCUCGUCUGGUAGGCUUGUGUCACUGGGCAGCUCAUGGCUGUGCUUCCCUUUUGUAGUCUGUAAUCGUUUUCAAGGCCUGCGACAUCCGACGGGUGUCGGAGCCGGUGUACUACAAUUCAAUCUUAGUCCUGUGUUGACUCUUUGCCUGUUUGAUGGUUCGUCGGAGGGCAUAGUGGGAUUUCUUAUAAGCGUCCGGGUUAGAGUCCCGCUCCUUGAAAGCGGCAGCUCUACCCUUUAGCUCAGUGCAGAUUUUGCCUGUAAUCCAUGGUUUCUGGUGGGGUAUGUACGUACUGUCACUGUGGGGACGAUGUCAACGAUACACUUAUUGAUGAAGCCAGUGAAUGAUGUGGUGUACUCCUCAAUGAUAUCGGAAGAAUCCCGGAACAUAUUCCAGUCUGUGCUAGCAAAACAGUCCUGUAGCUUAGCAUCUGCGUCAUCUGACCACUUCCUUAUUAACCGAGUCACUGGUGCUUCCUGCUUUAGUUUGUGCUUAUAAGCAGGAAUCAGGAGGAUAGAGUUAUGGUCAGAUUUGCCAAAUGGAGGGCGAGGGAGAGCUUUGUACGCGUCUCUGUGUGUGGAGUAAAGGUGGUCUAGAGUUUUUUUUCCCUCUGGUUGCACAUUUAACAUGCUGCUAGAAAUUAGGUAGAACGGAUUUAAGUUUCCCUGCAUUAAAGUCCCCGGCCACUAGGAGCGCUGCCUCUGGAUGAGUGUUUUCCUGUUUACUUAUGGCCUUAUACAGCUCAUUGAGUGCAAUCUUAGUGCCAGCAUCAGUUUGUGGUGGUAAAUAGACAGCUACGAAAAAUAUAGAUGAAAACUAUUUUGGUAAAUAGUAUGGUCUACAGCUUAUCAUGAGAUACUCUACCUCAGGCGAGCAAAACCUUGAGACUUCCUUUGUAUUAGAUUUUAUGCACCAGCUGUUGUUUACAAAUAUACACAGACCGCCACCCUUUGUCUUACCGGAGUCAGCCGUUCUAUCCUGCCGAUGUAGCGUAUAUCCCGCCAGCUGUAUUUUGUCCAUGUCGUCGUUCAGCCACGACUCGGUGAAACAUAAGAUAUUACAGUUUUUAAUGGCCCGUUGGUAGGAUAACCUUAAUCUGAUUGAACAUUGGCUAAUAGGAUUGAUGGAAGAGGAUCCUUACAAGGCACGCCGACCUAUGUCCACGAUAUCUCUGUCUCUUUCUCAUGCGAAUGACGGGGAUUUAGGCCUUGUCGGGUGUCUGUAGGAUAUCCUUUGCGUCCCACUCGUUAAAGAAAAAAUCUUAGUCCAAUACGAGGUGAGUAAUCGCUGUCCUGAUAUCCAGAAGCUCUUUUUGGUCAUUAGAGACGGUGGCAGAAACAUUAUGUAUAGAAUAAAUUACAAAUAACGCAAAAAAACACACAUAAUAGUACAAUUGGUUAGCGGGCUGUAAAACGGCAGCCAUCUUCUCCGGCGCCAUUCAUCAAAUAUGUUUUCCUAUCACUGAGUACGGUUACAUGCACUCAAUAAUGUGAUUAUUGUAGAUAGUCACAUUAAUAUAAUAGUUUGAUUAAAACGUUUACAUGCUUUGCAAGAAGAACGAUUUCCCUAAUCCUGUUUACAUGGACACAUCUGAAAUCAGGCUACCUGAUGGCACUCUGAUAAAUGCAGAAAAUCGGCAAUCAAAAUAAACGUUCUACCACAGUGAACAUGUUAUUUCGGACAUAUAAAGUUUGUAUGUUAAAACUACUUCUAAGAAGCAUACAUUCAGUUGUUCCUAACACACUUCACUCGCGCUAAAGAAGGAGACUCGCUCAGCUGGUACUAGCACACGUGCAGAUCAAAUAUACUGCUGGAACGCUGAUUUAAGGUUUUUACAUGUCCUAAUAAUUUGAAAGAUCGCUCAGAAAACCAUGUGUUUUAAUCGGUGUAUGCUUACUUCGAUUUGACCUUCGAUUAAGAUAAGCAGAGUAAGGUGACCUUUACAUGACUAUUGCCAUACUCGGCCUACUGUCAUAUUCAGUUUAAUAUCGAAUUAUUAUUGUGCAUGUGAACAUACUCAAUGCCUUGGAGAACAUUAUGAUCCCUCGUAUCAUAAAUCUCACAAGGUUUUUUUGAGAGUGGACCUUUGAUGAUACUACGUAAUUUUGGGCGUUGAAAAACGUUUGUGGCAUUGACAAGUGGCUGUGUGCUGCGGUGCUUUCCGUUCCAAUAUCCCAUCUCACUUUACACGUCAAUGAUUACUGGAAGGUAAUUUCUGAUGCAUAUCCUCCAGAAAUGAUUUAAUAGGUAUGUUUCUCUUUGAUGUGUGAUACCCUGCUCAGAACAUUAUUUAUUUCCUCGAGGUGUUUACUAAAGCAUUUGUGUAUGCCCGGACCUUUCAAUCUCUGCUAAAUGAGUUUCAUUGUCUCCCGUGGAACAAAGGUAUUGUUCGUCUUUUUCAGUUCAUGCUAAAAAGAACGAGAAGCUUUGGUGUUUAAUCAUCCUGCCAUAUAGCACCAUGUUGUCUGAAAGACAAGAUGGGACUUGAUUUUUGUAUCGUUUCUCUCCUUUAUCUUCAAGACGAAUAUCAGGAGAGAUACUUAUAAAGCAGAUAGAUUUACAGAGAAUAAGGACUUUACUGAUUUGAAAGCACCUUUUUACAGAACAAUGUCCCCAGUGACUCCUGUCAAUCCAUAGAGAAUAGAUCCUCCACCAAAUCCACGGCCCAUCAACUUGCUUUGCUUAGUCUCCCAUCCAAGCACUGCACAACUUCUAAGAUGGGGAAUGAAUACAUUUAUUUAUGUAUGUGAAAGUCAUGAGGGUACAAAAGAUGAGGAGAGCUUACUUCUACUCUAGUUUUAUUCACAAACCACAGAUCAUCUGAACGUUAACCUACAGUGAAUCAAACAAGGAUCUGAGAUCUAGUAUUUUAUUAGCUAAAGCAGCAGCCACUCUUCUGAACCCUAGGUUAACUUUGCUGUAGUGUUCAUCAAUCCUAAUUAGAAUGAGUAAAUACGAAUUACCUUAUUAAAUACCUUAAACCAUUUACUACACUGGCACUCCAAACCUCUGAAUCCAUAACCUUGUAAGAAUCCAGUUUGCUGUAGGAUUUUUGCCUCUUAAACAGUGAUUCCCAAAAGCAAUGUUGAUCUCUCCUAAGGUCUACAAUUUGUCCAUUUGUUUUUGCUCUGUGGUAGAACUGUUCUGUUAUUCUAGUGGAAGGGAAGCUUAGUCUCCUGGCGUACAGUGCACAUCAAGAGGUGUGGCUGGAUCGUGAGGGGCUACUUAUAAUGUCCAAUAGGGGGAGAGUAUUGGAACCUACAAUUCUGCCACCAUGCUGUUUUCACUGUUGCUUUCUGUUGUUGAUGAUUUGGGGAUCUGUGGUAGUACAUCAUAAGUGCUGUAGACUGUGAUGAAGCCGUUUAGAUAGGAUACAGAUCUCUGUAAUGCAUCCUCUGGCUGACAGAAAAAAACAUAUCUUCAGGGUGCAACUGCUGAGUGUGGAGGUUUUUCAGGUGAUUGUUUGGGAUUUGAAUUCUUUACACUAGACUGGGAUUGAAUCAACUGCAGAUUUCUGGGAAGCACUUUCAGAUUUGCAUUUGUUUGAACAGCAGCUUGGGAUAGAGGGUGUUAACACUUGGUUUAUAAACUGAAUAUAUAGUAGGAAGAUAUGUACAGCGUGCCGGACAGAUACAUAUGUAAUGUAAAUUGAACCUGCAUGCAUACAUACAAUGCCUUCAGAAAGUAUUCACACCCCUUGACUUGUGGCAAAGCAAUUAACUUUUUGUCCUGGAUACAAAGUGUUAUGUUUGGGGCAAAUCCAUUACAACACAUUACUGAGUACCACUCUCCAUAUUUCCAAGCAUAGUGGUGGCUGCAUGAUGUUAUGGGUAUGUUUGUAAUCGUUAAGGACUGGGGAGUUUUUCAGGAUAAAAAAUAAACUAAGAGCUAAGCACAGGCAAAAUCCUAGAGGAAAACCUGGUUUAGUCUGCUUUCCACAGGACACUGGGAGAUUAAUUAACCUUUCAGCAGGACAAUAACUGUAAACACAAGGCCAAAUGUACACUGCAGUUGCUUACCAAGAAGACAGUGAAUGUUCCUGAGUGGCGGAGUUAUAGUUUUGACUUACACUACCGGUCAAAAGAUUUAGAACACCUACUCAUUCAAGGGUUUUUCUUUAUUUUUACUAUUUUGUACAUUGUAGAAUAUUAGUGAAGAAAUCAAAACUAUGAAAUAACACAUAUGGAAUCAUGUAGUAACCAAAAAAGUGUUAAACAAAUAAAAAAUAUAUUUUAUUAUUGAGAUUCUUCAAAUAGCCACCCUUUGCCUUGAUGACAGCUUUGCACACUCUUGGCAUUCUCUCAACCAGCUUCACCUGGAAUGCUUUUCCAACAGUCUUGAAGGAGUCCACAUAUGCUGAGCACUUGUUGGCUGCUUUUCCUUCACUCUGCGGUCCGACUCAUCCCAAACCAUCUCAAUUUGGUUGAGGUCGGGGGAUUGUGGAGGCCAGGUCAUCUGAUGCAGCACUCCAUCCCUCUCCUUCUUGGUAAAAUAGCCCUUACACAGCCUGGAAGUGUGUUGGGUCAUUGUCCUGUUGAAAAACAAAAUGAUAGUCCCACUAAGCCCAAACCAGAUGGGAUGGCGUAUCGCUGCAGAAUGCUGUGGUAGCCAUGCUGGUUAUGUGUGCAUAGAAUUCUAAAUAAAUCACAGACAGUGUCACCAGCAAAGCACCCCCACACCAUAACACCUCCUCCUCCAUGCUUUACGGUGGGAAAUACACAUGUGGAGAUCAUCCGUUUACCCACACCGCGUCUCACAAAGACACGGCGGUUGGAACCAAAAAUGUCCAAUUUUGACUCCAGACCAAAGGACACAUUUCUACCGGUCUAAUGUCCAUUGCUCGUGUUUCUUGGCCCAAGAAAGUCUCUUCUUCUUAUUGGUGUCCUUUAGUAGUGUUUUCUUUGCAGCAAUUCGACCAUGAAGGCCUGAUUCACACAGUCACCUCUGAACAGUUUAUUUGGGCUGCAUUUUCUGAGGCUGGUAACUUUAAUGAACUUAUCUUCUGCAGCAGAGGUAACUCUGGGUCUUCCAUUCCUGUGGCGGUCCUCAUGAGAGCCAGUUUCAUCAUAGCGCUUGAUGGUUUUUGCGACUGCACUUGAAGAAACUUUCAAAGUUCUUGAACAUUUUCCGUAUUGACUGACCUUGAUGUCAGUUAACACCUGUUAAUUGAAGUACAUUCCAGGUGACUACCUCAUGAAGCUGGUUGAGAGAAUGCCAAGAGUGUGCAAAGCUGUCAUCAAGGCAAAGGGUGGCUAUUUCAUUGUUUUGAUGUCUUCACUAUUAUUCUACAAUGUAGAAAAUAGUAAAAAUAAAGAAAAACCCUCGAAUGAGUAGGUGUUCUAAAACUUUUGACCGGUAGUGUACAUCUGCUUGAAAAUCUAUGGCAAGACUUGAAAAUGGUUGUCUAGCAAUGAUCAGCAACCAAUUUAACAGAGCUUGAAGAAUUGUUUAAAGAAUAAUUGGCUAAUAUUGAACAAUCCAGGUGUGCAAAGCUCUUAGAGACUUACCCAGAAAAACGUACAGCUGUAAUCGCUACCAAAGGUGAUUCUAACAUGUAUUGACUCAGGGGUGUGAAUACCUACAGUGGGGGAAAAAAAGUAUUUAGUCAGCCACCAAUUGUGCAAGUUCUCCCACUGAAAAAGAUGAGAGGCCUGUAAUUUUCAUCAUAGGUACACGUCAACUAUGACAGACAAAAUGAGAAAAAAAAAACUUUUUUUUAAUGAAUUUAUUUGCAAAUUAUGGUGGAAAAUAAGUAUUUGGUCAAUAACAAACGUUUCUCAAUACUUUGUUAUAUACCCUUUGUUGGCAAUGACACAGGUCAAACGUUUUCUGUAAGUCUUCACAAGGUUUUCACACACUGUUGCUGGUAUUUUGGCCCAUUCCUCCAUGCAGAUCUCCUCUAGAGCAGUGAUGUUUUGGGGCUGUCGCUGGGCAACACAGACUUUCAACUCCCUCCAAAGAUUUUCUAUGGGGUUGAAAUCUGGAGACUGGCUAGGCCACUCCAGGACCUUGAAAUGCUUCUUACGAAGCCACUCCUUUGUUGCCCAGGCGGUGUGUUUGGGAUCAUUGUCAUGCUGAAAGACCCAGCCACGUUUCAUCUUCAAUGCCCUUGCUGAUGGAAGGAGGUUUUCACUCAAAAUCUCACGAUACAUGGCCCCAUUCAUUCUUUCCUUUACACGGAUCAGUCGUCCUGGUCCCUUUGCAGAAAAACAGCCCCAAAGCAUGAUGUUUCCACCCCCAUGCUUCACAGUAGGUAUGGUGUUCUUUGGAUGCAACUCAGCAUUCUUUGUCCUCCAAACACAACGAGUUGAGUUUUUACCAAAAAGUUCUAUUUUGGUUUCAUCUGACCAUAUAACAUUCUCCCAAUCCUCUUCUGGAUCAUCCAAAUGCACUCUAGCAAACUUCAGACGGGCCUGGACAUGUACUGGCUUAAGCAGGGGGACACAUCUGGCACUGCAGGAUUUGAGUCCCUGGCGGCGUAGUGUGUUACUGAUGGUAGGCUUUGUUACUUUGGUCCCAGCUCUCUGCAGGUCAUUCACUAGGUCCCCCCGUGUGGUUCUGGGAUUUUUGCUCACCGUUCUUGUGAUCAUUUUGACCCCACGGGGUGAAAUCUUGCGUGGAGCCCCAGAUCGAGGGAGAUUAUCAGUGGUCUUGUAUGUCUUCCAUUUCCUAAUAAUUGCUCCCACAGUUGAUUUCUUCAAACCAAGCUGCUUACCUAUUGCAGAUUCAGUCUUCCCAGCCUGGUGCAGGUCUACAAUUUUGUUUCUGGUGUCCUUUGACAGCUCUUUGGUCUUGGCCAUAGUGGAGUUUGGAGUGUGACUGUUUGAGGUUGUGGACAGGUGUCUUUUAUACUGAUAACAAGUUCAAACAUGUGCCAUUAAUACAGGUAACGAGUGGAGGACAGAGGAGCCUCUUAAAGAAGAAGUUACAGGUCUGUGAGAGCCAGAAAUCUUGCUUGUUUGUAGGUGACCAAAUACUUAUUUUCCACCAUAAUUUGCAAAUAAAUUCAUUAAAAAUCCAACAAUGUGAUUUUCUGGAUUUUCUUUUCUCAAUUUGUCUGUCAUAGUUGACGUGUACCUAUGAUGAAAAUUACAGGCCUCUCUCAUCUUUUUAAGUGGGAGAACGUGCACAAUUGGUGGCUGACUAAAUACUUUUUUUCCCCACUGUAUGUAAAUUAGAUAUUUCUCAUUAAUACAUUUUGAAUUCAGGUUGUAACACAACAAAAUGUGGAAUCAGUCAAGGGGUAUGAAUACUUUCUGAAGGCACUGUACAUACUGUAUAUACAUACCUAAAUAAUGCCAACAUCCAUCUGUCCAUCCAUCUAUCCGUACACACAUAUUUGAUAUUUGAGAGUAUUGAUAGAUUGACAGAGCAAGAACAAGGCAGCCUGUCAUUCAUGUUAAGAAUCGGGGCAGCCGAGUGUUUACUGGCGGAAAUCACGAGAGGAAAGGGUAGCUUGGCCUGGCUUCUCUCUGAGCAUUCCUCGGGCGCUGGAAGGCCCCACUGUACAGCAGCACUUUUUCCCUGUGGUAAACCAGCGCUACUGGAACCUCAGGCCGUGUGGGCAGCAGUUGAGUUUGUAUUUAAACAAACAAUAAUUUCUCUUUACCACUUCCAUGGAAAGGGGAAAAAAUAAGACCCGGUCUGUAAUUCACAGGAAGAGAUUUUGGAAAAGCUAAAGGGACCGGCGAAGAGGCUGUUAAAACAUAGCAUGGCUUGGAGGAAAGAGGAUCUCUGAAUGGGGAGAAAAAAAAGGAAAACAAACUGAAAUACCAUUGUCUCCCUAAAUGUCAGCGUCAGGGUGAUCCAUUUUUCACACUAUACCUCCAGUAAGUUGGCCUGUUCUUUACAGGACUGAGGUCCAUUGUGCCUUCACACUUACUGUGAGACAACGAGUGCUCAUGAAAUUCCAUUUGAGAGAGAGAGAGAGCGACCCCACAGAGCCCCAGGACAGCAACACAAUUGGACCCAACCAAAUCAUGAGAAAACAAAAAGAUAAUUACUUGACAGAUUGGAAAGAAUUAACAAAAAAACUGAGCAAACUAGAAUGCUAUUUGGCCCUAAACAGAGAGUACACAGUGGCAGAAUACCUGACCAAACUGACUGAACCAAAAUUAAGGAAAGCUUUGACUAUGUACAGACUCAGUGAGCAUAGCCUUGCUAUUGAGAGAGGCCGCCCUAGGCAGACCUGGCUCUCAAGAGAAGACAGGCUAUGUGCACACUGCCCACAAAAUGAGGUGGAAACUGAGUGCACUUCCUAACCUCCUGCCAAAUGUAUGACCAUAUUAGAGACACAUAUUUCCCUCAGAUUACACAGACCCAUAAAGAAUUUGAAAACAAAUCACAUUUUGAUAAACUCCCAUAUCUAUUGGGUGAAAUACCACAGUGUGCCAUCACAGCAGUAAGAUGUGUGACCUGUUGCCACAAGAAAAGCGCAACCAGUGAAGAACAAACACCAUUGUAAAUACAACCCAUGUUUAUGUUUAUUUAUUUUCCCUUUUGUCCUUUAACUAUUUGCACAUCGCUACAACACUGUAUAUAGACAUAAUAUGACAUUUGAAAUGUCUCUAUUCCUUUGGAACUUUUGUGAGUGUUUACUGUUAAUUUUUUAUUGUUUAUUUCACUUUUGUUUAUCUAUUUCACUUGCUUUGGCAAAGUAAUCAUGUGUUUCCCAUGCCAAUAAAGCCAUUGAGAGAGAGAGACUAGUGAAAGGAUAUGACUGGCAAUGCCAUGCAGGGUCACAAGAGACUAAGAACCUAUUUUUAUACCAACCUCAAUUGCAGUGUGGUCGAUGGCACAGAAAGGUAACUUUUACUGCAGUGGGCUAAAUCAGGGUCACCCAGAGUGUUUCUUAAACAAAUCUACUUUGAAACCAAAGUAUGCACCUCACACACAGGGACCAUGUCAGGUAUACACUGAGUGUACAAAACAUGUUCACAGCAUGAAUGUACCUCUGUCCAGUCUGCAGCAGCUGCGUGAUGCCAUCGCCUCAGCAUGGAGCAACAUCCCUUUUGGAACGUUUCCGACACCUUGUAGAAUGCCCUGAAGAAUUCAGGCUGGAGGAAAAGGGGGGUACGACCCGGUACUACUAUAGAUGGGUGUACCUAAUAAACUGUCCGGUGAGUGUAUGUAAUACACUAUAUAUAAAAAAAGUAUGUGGACACCCCUUCAAAUAAGUGGAUUCGGCUAUUUCAGCCAUACCCAUGAAUAACAUCGAUCUCCAUAGACAAACAUUGGCAGUAGAAUGGCCUUACUGAAGAGCCACCUUUCCAACAAGUCAGUUCGUCAAAUGGCUGCUCUGCUAGAGCUGCCCCGGUCAACUGUAAGUGCUGUUAUUGUGAAGUGGAAACGUCUAGGAGCAACAACAGCUCAGCCGCGAAGUGGUAGGCCACACAAGCUCAUAGCAUAGCGUGUAAAAAUCAUCUGUCCAUGUUUGCAACACUCACUACCGAGUUCCAAACUGCCUCUGGAAGCAACGUCAGCACAAUAACUGUUCAUCGGGAGCUUCAUGAAAUGGGUUUCCAUGGCCGAGCAGCCGUACACAAGCCUAAGAUCACCAUGUGCAAUGCCAAGCGUCGGCUGGAGUGGUGUAAAGCUCGCCACCAUUGGACUCUGGAGCAGUGGAAAUGCGUUCUCUGGAGUAAUGAAUCACGCUUCACCAUCUGGCAGUCCGACGGACGAAUCUGGGUUUGGUGGAUGCCAGGAGAACGCAACCUGCCCGAAUGCAUAGUGCCAACUGUAAAGUUUGGUGGAGGAGGAAUAAUGGUCUAGUUCCAGUGAAGGGAAAUCUUAACGCUACAGCAUACAAUGACAUUCUAGACGAUUCUGUGCUUCCAACUGUGUGGCAAUAGUUUGGGGAAGGCCCUUUCCUGUUUCAGCAUGACAAUGCCACCGUGCACAAAGCAAGGUACAGAAAUGGUUUGUCGAGAUCGGUGUGGAAGAACUUGACUGGCCUUCACAGAGCCCUGACCUCAAUCACAUCGAACACCUUUAGGAGGAAUUGGAACGCCGACUGCGAGCCAGGCCUAAUCGCCCAACAUCAAUGCCCGACAUCACUAAUGCUCUUGUGGCUGAAUGGAAGCGAGUCCCCGCAGCAAUGUUCCAACAUCUAAUGAAAAGCCUUCCCACAAGAGUGGAGGCUGUUAUAGCAGCAAAGGGGGGACCAACUCCAUAUUAAUGCCCAUGAUUUUGGAAUGAGAUGUUCGACGAGCAGGUGUCCACAUACUUUUGGUCAUGUAGUGUAUGUAUGUAAUAUUCUGUAACUAUAUAUAUAUAUAUAUAUAUAUAUAUAUAUAUAUAUAUAUAUAUAUAUAUAUAUACACACACAUUUAUGAUAUAUAUAUACACACAAUCUCAUUUGCUCAAUGAGAUUGCGCUUCAAGGAUUUUGAUGGAUACAUUGUCCUGUAUUCAUAAAGUCUUGUCAGACAUUCUUCUGUGCCUCCUGACAUAAUACAUGUGCAUGCACACCACAUAGCUCAGAUGUCUAGUUCAGCUCACUCCUCACUCUACACACUAUCCACUCCUCUGUCGUUUCUGGGAGGAGUUGCUGUCCCUCGUCUGCCUGCUAAGCUAGUUUCUAAAAGAUGGACACAGCCUGCAACCAAUUUGAAACACCUUUUAGCGAUAGCUGCAGAAUACAAUAGAUGCUAUUCUGUGUCUGGGUUUUAUACCUCUUGAGAUUAAUUGUUACCCGACGAAGUUGUGGCUAAGAUACAAUACUAAGUAUCAGGCAACACAAGAAAAGAGUUAGAAUGUGAACAUGUUAACUGCAGUUAUGAGGCAAAAUAUUUGCAGGGUUGCUAAGGAGAGGUCAUAGCUUAGCUAUGUCAAAGGGAGUCAAGUUGAUGACUUGCAAAUUUUGAUAACCGUGCAAAUAAUUGGCUGAAAGCACAAAAGUAGUCUGACUCAGUUCAUCACAUUUAUUUAGGUUGUUUUGCUUUUUAAUACAAAUACAAUUGUGUUUUGUGGUGGUGCAGUUAGUUACAAAUAUAGGAAACAGAUGGAUAGUGCUGGUCAUUCAAUUACGAACACUAUCACUCAAAAAACUUCUUCAGACUUUCACCUUUGAGCCGAUCUGGGCAUUGUUCCAUCACUGAUAAGUUUCACCACAUUUAUAUUUGGAAAGAACCUUCUUUGCUGCCCUAUCUACCAUCCCAUAAUAGAUGACAGCUUCUGCUACACCUGAACACUUCAAACAUCUGAGGAAAAACUAAAGAUACCCGACGACCAGAUUCUCGAUACCAGUUUAACGAUUUCAGAGAAUUCAUGCCAGUCAAAAGUAACUAUGGCCCUUUUAAGUGCUUUGUUCCCCAAUGCCUUUAGUCAGGCCUCUCAGCUCCUUCCCAAAGCUUUAUUCACUGCAUUUCAUUUGUCUCUGAAGGAGUGUUUGGCUGCCACUUACGAGGCCAUGCCUACGGAGUGCCGUUAAUUGGAGGAGUGUAGCACCGUCGACAUUCACAAGCUGUUAAUGGUUUCCAUUCCACACUCAUACCAACUGCCAAGACCAGGCAACAGUAACAGGAUUCAAAUAGCGAGCAAAAAUCUCCACUGUUCUUUCUCAUAGAAAAGCAAUGCCAUGAUGUUUUGCCUUGCAUGACCUCCCGAUACCAUUCUGUCAUGCUCUUGAUGUUCUUCUUGGUUGUUAGGAUAAUUAUUGUCUUAUUGAUCGAACUGCAUGACCAGUGCAUUUGGAUCAAUAUUCCUGUCACAUUUGACUUUGUCCAUUUGCCUAAGAGGCCGCCAUUCACAGUAAAUUUCCAGAUGUUCAAAUUCAAUGUGAAGUUGUUCAUACAAGGCACCAAAGAUAUCAAAGAGCACUAACCCACUCGGCAUAAAAUCAUUUACAUAAACAACAUUUUCCGACCUCUGCCUCAGCCAUGUUGCUAAACUCUGUAGCCUUCCUCUCUAAUCGUAUCAUGCAGUGGCAGCACCAAAGGGAGUGCUGACUGUAAUAUCAGAAUGUAUUACAUGGUAUUAUGUUGUCAGUAAAUCAGAACAGACAUUCCUGUAUCGUUGCCAUUCAGUGUGACAAUGCCAAUCCAAUAGCAGGUGAUUUUCGCUGAUUCAUUCCGUAUCUCUUUACUCUGUCUGAGCUGAACUGUAUUUUCCUCAUCAAAUCAAAUCCCUGUUUCUCCUUUUAUGACUCAGCUCAAUAUUUCUUUCUAUUGACUGUUUGUCAUGUAGGCAUUAGACAUUUCACAUAGGAUUAUAAGUAACAUAUUACAAAUGUGUAUUGUCAAAGCUUUUGAUACACUGUGACAAUAUAGGGAGUUUGAUCCCAUUAGGAGUUAAUGUACCAAAUAAAGUUACACUUUCAGUGCUGACGUGUCAAUAUUAUCAGUGCUCAACUUGUCAAUCACACAGUAUUAGGUCGGUAUCGCCACAUAAAGCUACUAGCAAGCUGACUUUUCAGACAGAGUGAGCAGAGACUAUGGCUAUGACACCCUAUUCCCUAUAUAGUGCAUUACUUUUGAACAGAGCUCUAUUGACCCUGGUCAUGUGGUGAUACCAAUACCCCAGGUAUCGAUCUACUGCACCAUUCCGGGUCUUAGGCAGAUUUAAAUAAAAUACAAUACUGCCCCUCAUCGUAACAGAAAGGAGUCUCAGCUUAAACCUUGUUGCUACUGACUGAAGUUAUUUCUGGAUGGAAAUCUAUCUAAGUGAAGAGCUGUGGAAUCUAUGUAGACACCAAAAUGAAUGGAGCUUUGAUGUUCGGUUUUCUAAUGCACUGUAGCACAAUCACUCAUUAUGUAAAGCUUAUGUUACUUUUCAGGGGGUUUGCCUGUAAUACCUGUAUAAUUCAGUUUAAACCUCUGAUUCAAUGCAGUUAUUGUAUCGGGCUCUCUAAAAUAAUCUAUUCAAUUAUGCUUAAUUCAGUUAAGACCAUGAGGCUGAAGUCUAACAACUUUUUCCCCCGUCUUCCCUUGUGCCGGUUUUCUUUAGAGUGUAUUGAAGCCCGAGGUAACUCCAGCUCCAUCUCUGCAGAGCGCAGAUGCAUUGUCUGAUGCCGUGGCUGGCCUCAGCACCGUGGAGGAGGUCAUGAAGUACCUGGAUCCCGAUAGAUGGCAGCGGGACAUGGAAGACCUGUACAAGCCCUCUUGGCAUAUCCUGGGAAAGUCAUUCCUCCACAACAAGAAAUCCAGAGGUACGGCUAACAGCUGGGGUUGUAGUGACAGGAAUUGCAGUGGAAGAAAAGUCUGUCAUGUUGAUAUGGAGGGAAAAACAGAUAUACAGCUGCAGUUCAGCAUAAAACUGUCUUGAAAAAGUUUAAAGUUCUACCAUUUUUGAAAAUGGCAAUUUAACCUCAGCUUAGCAAUUGAUGCCCCUUCUUUGGAACUGAGUAAAAUGUAUUUAAUAAUGUUAGGCUGACGUGAUGAGCUUAAACUAUUUCUUGAACAGGGGUGGAUCUCAACCUGUUGAGAGAAGAGGUGAGACUGUACAGCUGCACGCCGCGCAACUUCUCCGUCUCCCUGAGGGAGGAGCUCAAGAGGACGGACGCCAUCUUCUGGCCUAGCUGCCUCCUGGUGAAGCGCUGCGGGGGUAACUGUGCCUGCUGCUCGCACCGCUGCUUCGACUGCCAGUGUGUGCCCACCCGGGUCGUCAACAAGUACCAUGAGGUAAAAGUUUGGCAUGGGUAGCGUUACAAAGUUCAGAGGUUUGAAUAUUCCUGGAAUCAGGAGGGAAUACACUGGGAAUCCAGGAAUCUUCCAACCAGGAUUUCUGGAGAACCUGGAAUUGUUGGGAAGUUUGCAUUUCUAGACAAGGGUCCUUAAAAGUACCUACCUGGUAACAUUUAUGUGCUACUUAUCCAAAAAGUUAAUUAUUUUUUAGAAAGAUCAGCAUAAUAAACCCAAGCUAAAUUCCAUCCUGUUAUUUUGUGUUUGAAAUAUGUCAUUGAUGUAUAACAAAUGUAGCCUAUCACGGAGACAUUUCUGCUAUGUAGCUAAUUGAAGCAUUUGAUGUGUAAAUGUGUUUGAUGUUGUUUUUGGUGGAGGGCAACUCUCAAUCUGCUCUCUGGUUCGCCGCCCUCUGUAGGUUCUCCUGCUGAAGCACCGAAGCGGGGGCCGAGGCCUGCAGAAGUCCAUGACCGACGUGCCCCUGGAACACCACGAGGAGUGUGCCUGUGUGUGCAAAGACGACUGGGACUGA